Messenger RNA from Acanthosepion pharaonis, 828 nucleotides. The record is from the annotation of a GenBank genome assembly. Lineage: Eukaryota; Metazoa; Mollusca; Cephalopoda; Sepiida; Sepiidae.
AUGUUCAAGUUGAGGUUCAAUCCCUAUUAUAUUCUACUUAUUUGGCUAAACUUCAUUUCUUACCGCAAUAAUUUCUUCUUCUUUUCUUCUUAUUUCUUCUUCUUCUUCCUCCUCCUCCUCCUCUUCUUCUUUUUCUUUCUCUUCUUCCUUUUCUUCCGCUUCUGCUUUUUGUUCUUAUUAUUUUCUUCAUCUUCUUCUUCUUGGUCUCCUCCUUCGUUUUUCUUCUUCUUUCUCUACUUCUUUUUCAUCUUCUUCGUCGUCGUCGUCCUCCUCCUCUUUUUCUUCUUCUUCUUCUUCUUCUUCUUCUCUUGUUCCUCUUCUGCUUUUUCUUCUUCUUCUUGUACUUGUUGUUGUUGUUCUUCAACAACUUCUUUUUUCUUCCUUUCUCAUCUUCUUUUUCUUUAUCCUCUUCUUCAUUUUCUUCUUCCUCUUCCUCUAAUUCUUCUUCCUCUUCUGAUUUCUUCUUUUUCUUCUCCUUCUUCAUUUGUUUUGUUCUUCUUCUUCUUCUUCUUCUUCUUCUUCUUCUUCUUCUUCUUCUUCUUCUUCUCUCCCUCCAUCCUCUUCUUUUUCUUCCAAUUGUUCUUCCUCCUCGUCAUCUCGCUCUUUUUCUUUUUCCUCUUCGUCUUCUUGCUCGUCUCUUCUUCUUUUUUAUCUUCUGCCUUUUCUUCUUCUUCUUCUUCUUCUUCUUCUUCUUCUUCUUGUACUUGUUGUUGUUCUUCUUCAACUUCUUUUUCUCCUCCUUCCUCUUCUUUUCUUCCUCUUCUUCCUCCUUCUAUUCUUCUUCCUCUUUUUCUUUUACUCUUCUUCUUCUUCUUCUUCUUCUUCUGA